Molecule: messenger RNA, 2886 nt
Organism: Piliocolobus tephrosceles (Ugandan red Colobus)
Lineage: Eukaryota; Metazoa; Chordata; Mammalia; Primates; Cercopithecidae
Gene: MYCBPAP
Product: MYCBP associated protein
Exons: 19
Coding region: 1-2886 (961 amino acids)
Source: RefSeq, a predicted model, not a curated record
AUGAAGUCUCUAAAGAGGGAUUCCCGCCUCAAAAUAACUCCAGCCAGAUUAUUAGAGGCCGCAGAGAGCUUCAAAGAAAAGAAGAGGGCAAAGGGACCUGAACAACCCACACCCCCAAUUCAGGAAGAGCCUGAACCUGUUAGCAAUGUCCUACAAGGAGAUGACAUUCUUGCUUUGGCCAUUAAGAAGGAAGACUUGAAGGAGCAACAUAUUCCUCGCCUUACUGAAAAGGAAGAUAAACGCGUCAUUACCCAGAAAUUUAUCAUCCGUAAACUCAAACCCACGGAUCCUAGGAGGAAGGUCUGCCACCUUAUAGCACGUCCUGCAAAUCCCGAUGCAGCCACAAAGCCUCUGGACUACUCUGGUACACCCAGUCUCAGCCCUGGCUUCACUGUCUUUCAACUCAUGGGUCCUGGUGACAGCUUCGAUGGCAGUGACCAGAUCCUGCCCCACCACAUCUUGGGGAGUCUCCAGGACUUUAAGAGAAUUGCACUUGCUCGAGGGAACACCCGGCUGGCUGAGCUGAUACCUACCUCAACCAGUCUGAUGACCCUCAUCUCUGCUAAAGGAGAGUCAAAGCAAAAAGCCCCCAAAGAAGAGAAGAGACCUCCCUGGGCCCCACCUCCUCAGCACAACUUUCUGAAAAACUGGCAGCGUAACAUAGCCCUGCGGAAGAAGCAGCAGGAAGCCCUCAGUGAACACCUAAAGAAGCCGAUCAGUGAGCUGCUCAUGCACACUGGGGAGACCUACAGACGGAUCCAGGAGGAGCGGGAGCUCAUUGACUGCACACUUCCAACGCGGCGUGAUAGGAAAAACUGGGAGAACAGCGGGUUCUGGAGUCGACUGGAAUACUUGGGAGAUGAGAUGACAGGUCUGGUCAUGACCAAGACAAAAACUCAGCGUGGCCUUAUGGAGCCCAUCACUCACAUCGGGAAGCCCCACUCCAUCCGGGUUGAGACAGGAUUACCAGCCCAGAGGGAUGCUUCAUAUCGCUACACCUGGGAUCGGAGUCUAUUUCUGAUCUACCGACGCAAGGAGCUGCAGGAAAUCAUGGCAGAGCUGGAUUUCAGCCAGCAGGAUAUUGAUGGCCUGGAGGUGGUGGGCAAAGGGCAGCCCUUCUCAGCAGUUACUGUGGAAGACUACACAGUGUUUGAAAGAAGUCAGGGAAGCUCCUCUGAAGAGACAACAUACUUAGGCACAUUGGCCAGUUCCUCUGAUGUCCCCAUGCCUAUUCUCGGCCCUUCUCUUCUGUUCUGUGGGAAGCCAGCUUGCUGGAUCAGAGGCAGUAAUCCACAGGACAAGAGGCAGGUCGGGAUUGCUGUUCACUUGACCUUUGAAACCCUGGAAGGUGAGAAAACCUCCUCAGAACUGACUGUGGUCAAUAAUGGCACCGUGGCCAUUUGGUAUGACUGGCGACGGCAGCACCAACCGGACACUUUCCAAGACCUGAAGAAAAAUAGGAUGCAGCGAUUUUACUUUAACAGCCGGGAAGGUGUGAUUCUGCCUGGAGAAACUAAAACCUUUACCUUCUUCUUCAAGUCUUUGACUGCUGGGAUCUUCAGGGAAUGUUGGGAGUUUCGAACCCAUCCUACUCUAUUAGGAGGUGCUGUGCUGCAAGUCAAUCUCCAUGCGGUCUCCCUGACCCAGGAUGUUUUUGAGGAUGAGAGGAAAGUACUGGAGAGCAAACUGACGGCCCAUGAGGCAGUCACCAUCGUUCACGAAGUGCUGCAGGAGGUGCUGAUGGGCGUCUUGACCCCGGAGCGCACACCAUCACCUGUGGAUGCCUAUCUCACCAAGGAAGACUUGUUCCGGCACAGGAAUCCUCAGCUGCAUUACGAGCACCAAGUGGUGCAAAGCCUGCAUGAACUGUGGCGCCAGUACAUGACCCUGCCCCCCAAGGCUGAGGAGGCCAGGCCAGGGGACAAGGAGCACGUCAGCCCCGUAGCCACAGAGAAGGCCUCUGUGAAUGCCGAGCUCUUACCGCACUUUAAGAGCCCCAUUUCUGAACCUCAAGUGCCCCAGCCUGAGAACGAGGCCCUCAGGGAAUCCGGGUCCCAGAAGGCCAGAGUGGGAACCAAGAGUCCUCAGCAGAAGAGCAUCAUGGAGGAGAUCCUGGUGGAGGAAAGCCCAGAUGUGGACAGCGCCAAGAGCCCCUGGGAGCCGGAUGGCCUUCCCCUGCUGGAGUGGAAUCUCUGCUUGGAGGAUUUCAGAAAGGCAGUGAUGGUGCUCCCUGAUGAGAACCAGAGAGAGGAUGCGCUGAUGAGGCUCAACAAAGCAGCCCUGGAGCUGUGCCAGAAGCCAAGGCCAUUGCAGUCCAACCUCCUGCACCAGAUGUGUUUGCAGCUGUGGCGAGAUGUGAUUGACAGCCUGGUGGGCCAUUCCCUGUGGCUGAGGUCUCUGCUGGGCCUACCUGAGAAGGAGACCAUCUAUUUGAAUGUGCCUGAAGAGCAAGAUCAAAAAUCACCUCCCAUCAUGGAAGUGAAGGUACCUGUGGGGAAAGUUGGGAAGGAGGAGCGGAAAGGAGCAGCCCAGGAAAAGAAGCAACCGGGGAUCAAAGACAAAGAAGACAAGAAAGGAGCCAAGGUACUCGGGAAGGAGUCAUGCUGGGGUCAGGACCGUCCCAACAGCAAGAAGCUCAGGGCAAAGGACGACAAGAAAGUCAUAAAAUCUACAAGUCGGGACAGGUUUUCCUUGGAAGACCCUAUCCCUGACAUCAACCUCCCUUCUCAAGAACCCAUAGACCCCCUGGUCAUGGAGAAAUACAACCAGAGGCUGCACAGCGAGGUCCAUGGGCUGCUGGACACCCUGGUGACCGACCUGAUGGUCCUGGCUGAUGAGCUCAGCCCCACAAAGAAUGUCGAGGAGAGUUUGCAUCUCUGCAGGUGA